Molecule: messenger RNA, 5085 nt
Organism: Paramacrobiotus metropolitanus
Lineage: Eukaryota; Metazoa; Tardigrada; Eutardigrada; Parachela; Macrobiotidae
Product: cAMP and cAMP-inhibited cGMP 3',5'-cyclic phosphodiesterase 10A-like
Exons: 25
Biological process (GO): signal transduction
Molecular function (GO): 3',5'-cyclic-nucleotide phosphodiesterase activity; protein dimerization activity
Source: RefSeq, a predicted model, not a curated record
CACUGCACAGCUGUCUGACAACGGAAGCGCGCGCUGUCCAUAAGCCUUACCGCCUGUAAUAAUACAAGUAAUCAUUGCGCGGUGCGCAUAUGAUCUUCCAUUUGUAAUCAUAUCACGCUUUCAUGUGUAUAAAAGUGCGGUGAUGCGAAAUGCAUUUAUUAUUGACGGGGAAUAGUGAAACAGGAGUUACCGCAUCCAUCGCUCGAGCUGGGAUGCUGCCGGCAUUGCCAAAAAGGAUCCGGUUGGCGACUAUGUGGAUAUUGAUAGUGCUAGAAUCCCAUCCAUUUGACUAAUCUAAAUAUCGAUCCACCCACACAUUCAGCCAGUGCCAAGCGUACGUGCUAUGUACUCGUACAAGUAAUAAUCACCUGUGCGCUCCCCAAUCCAAUUUUGACGUCAUUUGCCUAGCGGGAUGGUGGAUGAAUUUAAAACAUGCGACCACAGGGAAACCUGAGCAUUUUACCUUAAAUCUACCACGACACAUGGAAGCCUCUGCCUUUUGAUCCAGAAAUUGUUUUUGCUGCGAUCGCGCUUAUUGUGUGGUGUUGCACAGAGCGCGCACCGACGCUUCUCCAUUCGCGUUUGAGGCGCUGACGAGCAGCGGGAUUUCAUGUUGACAGUGUAGCUUUCCUGUUGUCUGGCCAGUGUGUGAUAUUCUGCACUGACAAUGGCGUCCGAGGACGAUGUGGUGAAUUUCUUGACCAGGAAUCCCGAAUUCAUCCAGGAGUACAUUGCCAAAAAUCUUUCGGUUAGCUCACAGAUCGAUUUAGCUCAUCAGAUCCUUGCGCUGACGGAUAAGAGCGAAAGCGUGACUGGCAGCCAGUUUCUUCGGGCGACCAUUAAUGCUCAAAAUGAAUCGGACAAGGUAACUAGUGUUCUCUGGGAUUUGUCCUAUCAGACAAUGCAGUUGGUGGAGGCCGAUGGGUUCCACUUGUAUGUCGCGGAUAAUGCUGCCGAGUAUCUCAGCCUGGUAGUUCCGGAGGAGAUUUCGGAAGCCAACAGGAACGGUAUGGUGAAUGGCGAAACAGCGGCUUCGUUUCCGGUGUCAAAAUUUCGGAUGCAGCAGAUUUGUGACAUUAACACCGGAAAGUUCAUUGCCGCUUUGGUUGCCCGCACGAACCAAGUAUUCCGCAUGGAUGACUGGAGAUUGCAGCUUCUCGCUGAUGAUGUGUCCAGCGUUCUGGAUGUCGGCUGUAACAGCGAAGAAACCGAAGCCAUACUAGCAGUGCCAAUUACGUUCAGCAAUAAGCCAGUCGCGGAUAUUAGAUUCGCAACUGGUCGUGGCGAUUCUCCUAUUUUCUCCCUAAGCAAAGCCGUUCAAAUGGUGGGUGUAUUGGAACUCUUCCGUUUUCCCGGUGCGGAAAAAGGACCGUUCAGCGCGAAAGAUGAAGACGUUGCCGUUAAUUUUGUCACACUGGGUGCUUCAGCUGUGCACGAUGGAUUGCGUCUUCAAGAGCUCAACAUGCAAACUCAACUCAAUAGCUAUCUUCUGAACAUUGUCAAAUCAAUUUUCCAGGAUAUUGUUUCGAUGGAUACGGUGAUCAUGAAGAUCAUGAAUCACGCACAGCGGCUAGUUAAUGCGGAUCGUGCGUCACUGUUCCUCGUGGAUUCACGCACCCACGAGCUAUAUGCCCGCAUCUUUGAUAUUGGUACGGAAGAGGUGGCUAAUGGGGAAUCCGCUAAGCCAAACAUUGCAAAGGAGAUUCGAUUCCCCAUUGGAAAGGGCAUUGCUGGCACGGUGGCCGCCACCGGCGCCGUCAUGAACAUACAGAAUGCCUACGAGGAUGAACGAUUUAAUCCGGAGGUGGAUCAACGGACGGGUUAUAAGACCAAAUCGAUCCUGUGCAUGCCGAUCUUCAUCCGCGGCAGUGUGAUUGGAGUUGUUCAGAUGGUUAAUAAGCAGAUCGGAACAUUCACUAAAGCCGACGAAGAAGCGUUUGAGACCUUUGCCGUUUAUUGUGGACUGGCGCUCCAUCACGCGAAGCUAUACGAUAAAAUUCGCCGGUCGGAGCAGAAAUAUAAAGUAGCUUUGGACGUCCUAGCCUACCAUUCUACAUGCACCGACGAUGAGUUCAAUAUGCUCAAACAUGCUAAUAUGCCGGAUGAAAUUCCGGAAAUCGACCGUUUUGAAUUCUCUCCGUGGAAGCUAACGGAAUUUCAGAAACCUCUCUGUGUCAUAUACAUGUUCCGCGAUUUGUUUGGAUUAACCCGCUUCGACUUGGACACAUUGAUUCGGUUUAGCUUAACGGUUCGGAAGAAUUACCGCAAAGUACCUUAUCAUAAUUAUACACACGGGUUUUCCGUCGCCAACUCCAUGUAUGUUUGUCUCAAAACUAAUUCCCAUGUGUUUAAGCCAUUAGAGGCACUUGCCUUAUACGUAGCAGCUCUUUGUCACGAUUUGGAUCAUCGCGGAAAGAAUAAUUCAUUUAUGGUGAAAUUUGCCUCACCCCUUGCCGCUAUUUAUACAACCUCGACAAUGGAGCACCAUCAUUUUAACCAGACAGUAGCUAUUCUGCAGCAAGAAGGUCAUAAUAUUUUCCGUUCCUUGACGCCGGUAGAGUAUCGCGAAGUAUUGGGAAACAUCAAGCACUGCAUCCUCGCGACGGAUUUGGCGCUGUUUUUUCCAAACAAAGCCGUAUUAAAAGGUAUUCUAGAGCAGUGAAUUAUGGAGGAAUUUUUUGAGCAGGGCGAUCAGGAACGAGCUCGUGGACAGGAGCCGAUUCCCAUGCUGGACCGUAGAAAAGCGAACGAGCUCCCAGCCAGCCAGUGUGGCUUCCUUACCGGCAUUUGCCUGCCUUGCUACGAACUUAUGGCGCAGUUGCUGCCAGGCUCCCAGCCCAUGUUAGAUGGUGCCAGGAAUAAUCUGGAAAUGUGGACCGAAGAAAAGAAGAAAGUAGAAGCACAAGCAGCUGAGAAUAAUUUGGAAUUUAGCCCGCGAACGGCAGCGAACAGCAGCAGCUCUUUUGCCAGUUAUUCCAGCGACGACAAUUCCAAUUCAAACGAUGUUGGUGGCACACUAGGAGCGAUGGAGGCUAUGGACACAUCAGAAGAGCCUUCGAUGGACACAAGCCGUCUGCAGGGAAGAAAAACCCGUGAAAUCCCCGCCACGGAACGCAUGGUUGCCAUGAUGCAUCUGUCAGAAAGUGCACCCAUUCUCGCAUCGGAGACCGCCGUGGGAUUGGGCCGUACUGGUGAUGUGCGCUUUCCGGAAGAUUUUGGGGAUGUUUUUAUGCGUUUUGACGGCCUGAGCGAAGACCAACAGAUUCAGUGUGUACAGGAAUUCCUUCUUCGCAUGAACCAGUAUCAACACGGGCAGAUUAACAGCUAUUUGAAACCUCUGUUAAAACGAGAUUUCAUCACCUUGCUAUCAAAUUUGGGUUUACACGUUAUUGCCGAAAAGAUACUUUUCAAGUUGGAUGCACAAUCUCUGCGAUCUGCUGAACAAGUUUGUCAUGACUGGGGCCGUGUAGUAGCCGAAGGACAAUUGUGGCGGAAACUCAUUGAAAACAAUAUCCGAACCGAUCCUUUAUGGCGUGGAAUCGGAACCCGCCGCGGAUGGAUAAAAAAUCUUUUCCGGAAGUAUCCAUCUCCUCUAAUCGCAGAUUCAUAUUACCGGCAGCUUUUUCCGAUAAUUAUGCGUGAUAUCGAGACAACGGAGCGUAACUGGAAGCAGGGCAAUUUUACGUUGCAUAAGAUCAAUUGUCGGAGUGAAAACAGCAAAGGCGUCUACUGUCUGCAAUAUGAUGACGAGAAAAUUAUUAGUGGAUUACGUGACAAUACCAUUAAGAUUUGGGAUCGCACAAGUCUGCAGUGCUCACAAAUCCUUACGGGGCACACCGGAUCGGUGCUGUGUCUGCAGUAUGAUGAGCGUAUUAUUGUUAGCGGAUCCAGUGAUUCCACAGUGCGCGUGUGGGAUAUUACUCGUGGCGAAUUGCUCAACACCCUGGUGCAUCAUUGUGAAGCUGUACUGCAUGUGCGCUUCCAAAAUGGCAUGAUGGUCACUUGUUCCAAAGACCGUUCCAUCGCCGUGUGGGACAUGAAUUCUCCCAAAGAUAUCGGACUACGCCGUGUCCUCGUCGGUCAUCGAGCUGCGGUGAAUGUCGUGGAUUUUGAUGAUAAAUAUAUUGUGUCCGCCUCCGGUGAUCGAACCAUUAAGGUUUGGAACACAUCGACGUGUGAAUUUGUCAGAACUUUGCAAGGCCACAAACGAGGCAUUGCCUGUCUACAGUAUAAGGAGCGCUUAAUUGCCAGUGGCAGUUCCGAUAACACAAUCAGAUUGUGGGACAUCGAAUGCGGCGCGUGUUUGCGUGUUUUGGAAGGUCACGAGGAGUUGGUGCGUUGUAUAAGAUUUGAUAGCAAACGGAUUGUGAGCGGAGCGUAUGAUGGAAAAAUCAAGAUUUGGGAUCUCCAAGCCGCUUUAGACCCCCGAACCAUGGCGUCAUCGCUUUGUGUCAAGACCUUGGUGGAGCACACCGGUCGUGUAUUUCGCCUUCAGUUCGAUGAAUUCCAGAUAGUAAGCAGCAGCCACGACGACACGAUCCUGGUGUGGGAUUUCUUCAACAAUGCGGCCAUCACACUACCUCAUCCGCACGGUUCCCGCAGCCACAGUCGCGGUGAUGCCGAACGGAGCAUUCCUCUGAAAUGAGAGCGAUCUUUGCAGCAGCACGCUGUGACGCCGCUUUCCCGUGUAUAGAGAUGUGUGUGCGCAUUCGGCGGGCGGGAAUGUGCACGUGUUGGUGCCGUCGUUACAAGAAUCGGGGAAAUACGACAAAAAUCCAUCUAUGUAUUGACGGCGAAGUAGAGCGAAUCGUGUGUCCGUGUUUAUUUUAACCUGUUGUUGUCUCUCUGUUUUAAAUUCAUGUCUACGCUGCACUGGGAUUCGAUAACUACCGGGAUCUCUUUUCUUUUGUGUGGAUUAUUGAUUAAUUACUUCAGGGCGUUUGUUUGACCAUUUAACCACAAGCUAUAUUGUAUUCAUAUGGGCAGUGUCGGUGGACAUGUCUUUUUUGGCAGGUUUUAUUGUGCCAGUCUGGGAUUUUUUGCAUAUUUCAGUUUUAUCUUGUCGGAGUAAAAGUGCGCAUUCGA